Molecule: messenger RNA, 996 nt
Organism: Parnassius mnemosyne (clouded apollo)
Lineage: Eukaryota; Metazoa; Arthropoda; Insecta; Lepidoptera; Papilionidae
Source: the annotation of a GenBank genome assembly
AUGCCUAAAAGAAAGCGGGAUAGUGAUUCGGAGGAAAAAAUUCAAAGAAAGAUUAAAAAAUUACAGAAGAAACUGGUUAGACGUCAAAAAGAAAAAUCAUUUACACCGGACAUUUUGUCGGAACCAAAUACUGGUAGUGACAUCGAAUAUCAAGAACAAGAAUUUAUAGUUCCUGUUGAAGGUAUUGAAAGCUCAAUGGUGGAGGAAGUUAACACCUUAGAGAAAUCUAUCUUGGAGGCGCUGGGUGAUACCACCAGCAGUGAGAAGGGUUAUGGAGAUGAAAUACACCCUGAAAUUGUAAAGAGAGUAGAGGAAAUUUUGUUAAGUGGCAUUUCACAAAAUGAGGAAAAAGAGAAGUUAAUGAAAAAAUAUUUAAUUCCAAAAAAUGUUAUGUUACUGGAUGCACCUAAGCUUAAUGUGGAAUUAAAUGGACUCCUGAGUGAUUCUAUUAAAAAUAGAGAUAAGAGAGUCAAAGACCGCCAGCAAUUACUGGGGACUGCUUUGUCUGCUAUUUUAAUAAUGACGGAUAAUAUUAUAAAAAAUAAUGUUGAUAAAAUACCAACAAUUGCCAUAUUAAGUGAUGUGGCACGAUUGUUAAGUGAACUCCAUUAUCAAGAUACCGUUACCCGUAGAAAACUAAUUACACCCAACUUAGACAAAAACAUACAUUCAAGCAUUGAAACAGCCAAACGAGACUGCUACCUCUUUGGUGAAAAAUUUAAUGAAAAUGUCAAGACUGCUACUGCUAUCAAAAGAUCAGCUGCAUCUAUUUUAAAAACUAAAUCUUCAAAUUCACAAAGAAAAGUUCCUGAUCGCCCUAAUGUGGGACCAAGGCAGGAAAACUACCGGGCCCCUCCUUGCACAAAUCGCUCGAAUCAGUACAAAAAAGGGGGAGGGGACAAAUAUCAACAGAGGACUACAGUACAACAUCAGAUAGCCCCACAACCGGGACACCCUCCAAUGAAGUAUUACAAGAAACCUGUACGACAAUCUUAA